This is a messenger RNA of Phytomonas sp. Hart1, 1400 nucleotides long. The record is from the annotation of a GenBank genome assembly. NCBI's taxonomy places the organism in Eukaryota, Euglenozoa, Kinetoplastea, Trypanosomatida, Trypanosomatidae.
GUAAAUUUGAAGGUUGUAGUAAGGGUUUGGCAAUGUUUCGACGUCUUGCGUGGCGGCUUUCUCAAGCCACAUUACCAAAGGGUAUAGUUUUAAAAGGUGAACGAAACCCUUCAAAUCCCAAUCUACUACGGAAAGGUGUUGCGAUAUUACCGGAUGGUCGGACAUUUAGUGGUAGCUUCGACGAAGCUUAUGGCUUUCCCUUAACUGGAAGCCAGCUCGAGGAAGACGGCGAUCUCUAUAAAGGUGGCUUCAAUGAGCACUGGCAACGUGAUGGGGAUGGCGAAGCAUGGCUUGCUGAUGGCACUCACUACAAGGGACUUUUUCAUAAAGACGAACUUGUUGAAGGGGUUGUACGCAUUCCCAACGGAACCAAGGAAAUUGUGUUUCAGGGCACAUUAAAGGAUGAGUCCUUUUCCAGUGGUAAGCUUUCUCAGGAGGACUUCACCUACGAGGGAGAGUUUCAAAGCAAUCAGCCACAUGGUAAAGGCAACCUGGUGUUCGCAUCUGGAGCAGAGCAAGAAGGUACUUUUUUUAACGGCAAGCUGCACGGAAACAACUGCAAGAUGAAACUGGAUGGCGGAUUUGUUUAUGUAGGUGAUUUUAUAGACGGUAAUAUACGUAAUGGAACACUUUACACGUCGACCUACACCUACGAAGGAGAGUUCAAUGAGCACGGCCGCGCCCACGGUGAAGGCACUCAAACGUAUUUAAAUAAUGAUCCUCGGCUUAUCUUUACGGGUAUAUGGAGUAAUGGGGCGCUGGUGCGCGGAACUUGCUUAGAUGAACACGGAACACCUGUCGAUUGGCAGAACAAUCACGAUCUACAGCAGCGCAUGCUUUCCGAUACCGCGCAGUCCGAUGGGGAGGAGGGCACGGCCAUUCACAGUUACUGCAUUUCUAAGCUGAAAGAGGCCGAUCAAAUGCAUAAACAAAUGAAUAAGAGCUACAUUCAGGACGCUGAGACAGUGCGAAAGCGCACCGGAAAAUACCCAUCUAAAACAGACCUUGGUUAUGAAAGCGGGCUUCGCCACGAGAUCGACGCGUCGGAGAAGUCAUCCAAGAAGCAGAUGGAGGAUGUGGAGCGUUCUCGUCAAGCAUUCGCAGAACAUAGAAAUGACUAUGAGAAGGCUUCGGCAAGCUUAAAGGGGUCUAAUCAUAUUAUCGGUGAAAUCAAUGAAAAUAUGGCCAAGAUACAGUUCUCGAGGCAGAUGGGAGCGCAACAGCUCGCCGCAGAGCGUGUGGACGAACAGUUCGAACGCUUUAUGAAAAAUUUCAACCUCCCGUCUGCACAAGCGCGGGACUCACCAACGAGUGGAUCGAAAACGACCUCAUAUGAGAAGUUGAAUAUCGACGGCAAUGAAUCCUGGAAGUCCUUUACGCCGAGCUCUUUUGACAGGUGA